Botrytis sinoallii is the source of this 2667-nucleotide messenger RNA. RefSeq lists its product as uncharacterized. NCBI's taxonomy places the organism in Eukaryota, Fungi, Ascomycota, Leotiomycetes, Helotiales, Sclerotiniaceae. The transcript has 3 exons. Bases 1 to 2667 code for a protein of 888 amino acids. The record is from RefSeq and is a predicted model, not a curated record.
AUGGAUCGAAAUAACAAAGGAAACCGGGCAGCACAACAUGCGACUGGCAGACAGAAGCCCAAUAAAUCAAGUUCAAGAUUCAACCCCUUCAGUGAUUCAAACCACUUACCAUCGAUUCCACGACAAUCCUCCAAUGCGCAUCCUCAGAAUCCUGAAGCAAGUGUUGCAUCCUCUUCGCGCACAUCCAACAGCAGGUCGAUAAUCAUGGCUCGGGGAGCGUUUUCUAAAGGAUUGAAUGUGUUCAAGGAAAAGGAGUUGGCGCAAGGUAACCAGAGCUUGUCAAAUGCUGACUUAUCUGAGUACCUCAUUCCAUCCAAGGAUAAAGACGGGCGAGGAAGUCUAGAUGAAACCUAUCAAAUGGUGAAGGGUUCGCCUUCCUUGAAUUGUAGCCAAGAUACCGCUGUGUUUGCGCCACGGUUAUACGGAAUCACUCGUAAUCAAUUACCAGACAGUCAUUCACGUGGUUUAAGCGCAUGUACCAAUGAUAUGGAUUCAUUUGGCAUGGAGAGCACUUAUGACGAUGGACUUCAUACUGCAAAAGAGAAUCAAUCUUCUGCUAUCCAGCGAUCAUAUGAUCAUGAUCAAAAACCGACUUUGAUUGCCAAAGGUUCUGGUGAUAAUGCUGCCCCAGUCUUUGAGGCAUCGAGUACAUCGCCCUUUAAAAAUACAAUACCGUACGGUGUUAAAGCUAUUCCAGAGAACUUGGAUCAACUAGGGGCUCUCACUAGUCCUAAAGACACGAGUUCGAAAAUGGGCAAAGACAAGAAGUCUAAGAGGAGCAAAUUUUCUCCCAAUUCCACAGCGGUUUCUGCGGUUUCUGAGGAUGAACUUUACUCGGGCUUAAGCGAUAUGCAUAUGGGACUUUUCCUUUCUACUUACAAUGGAAAACGAGCAACCCCCUCUCCUGCUAAAGUCACUAAAUCAACUAGUUUCCCGACUGAGCUACCACCACGACCAACCCCGCGACCACCCCUUCCGAUCAGAGUGACAGCUGAGGCAAGAGCUCAGUUUGCGGCAAGGAAACAAGACGAACGAUUAGCACUAGAGCGACGUUUGGCAGAGCCGCACCUAGUACGGCGCUCCCUGCCCAUCAAUAACAAAGGGGGAAUUGGAUUCUUUAGCAAUCUAACAACCAGUUGCUGGGUUACGGUUGGAGUAACACAAUUUGGCAUACUCUCUACAGCAGUUUGCGUUGGAGUCAUCAUUGCGAUAAAGGAUACCAACAAUAAACCAGGCCCUUACAAUAUCAGCGUUCCAGUCAUCUGGUGGCUUGUCCUCAGUGUUCUCCUUCUAUGCGUCGGAGCUUCAACAUUCGUUGUUAUGCUAAUACGUGGAGUUGCUCAUAAUUCUCAAGUCGGUGUCAGACGACCCAACGGAAGUCGAGAUAUUGUAGACAGCAACCUUAGAAGUCGUGGCGAUCUGGAGAGUGGAAUUCCUGGCCCACAAUCUUUCGAAAUGGUCCCAAUUGCUCAUACCCCUCGUCAAGGUGAAUUCCCCUCCUUCGCCACACCCCAGACUGUUCAGAACUCAUAUACUGAGGUCAUGAGACCUAAUGCGGACACGUUUCGACAAGUCCCAAACACCAACCAUGGCUUUGAGCAAGUUCCACUGUAUGGAGUUAGAGGCGGAUCAGAUUACCAGUCUCCCAUCAUGAUCAAUGAACACGUUGGAAAUUACAACUACUCUCCGGUAGUUGCGGAAUCACCUCUAACUCCCUUGCCACAGGCUAUACUGAGCCCGGGCUUCUCUCGACAAGCCGAUUAUUUCUCUACAGUGCAUCAUACUCCCAGCAAACCAAGUGGAUCUCGCCCUGUCAAUGUUCUCACACCAGAUGCGCCUUUCACCCCUACUGGGAUGUCAGCACGAACAUCAGUCAGAAGUAGGGAUAGUCUAGUGGCAGCUGCAACCCAUCGAGAUCUAGCAAUGAGAACCCUCAUGGGAGAAAGCCCAGCUCCAGAAACCUCGCUUGACAUCACCGAUAUCUGGAACGGAUAUCGAAGCACAAUUGAUCCCGCAGCACCAUCACAAACGUCCAUGUAUCCAUACAUGCCAUCUCCACAUCCUCUACGGCACAGCCCAGAAAAUUUGCAACAACAAGGCGCCGGUAAAUUCGUACCUAUGAGCACUAUCCCAUCAAAUGUUAGCUCAAGGAUUGACUUGGACAUGGCAAUUCCACCCCCCCUCAAGCGUGUCGAAACCGAAGGUCCUUUGGAGAAGUUGGAAAAGAGUCUCAGUCACCAGAGUGCGCAAAUUGCGUUAGGACAGCACCUUCCGCCACCGCCAGAUCUUGGUGAAAGACCCCGCAAAAUCUGCCAUAAACGCAUCGUAGACGGCAAGCUCAAGCAAUAUGGAUCACGAGAUGAUAAUUCCGAAGCCGAUUUUGCUACAGCUAGCAGUAGUGGCAGCAAUGUGCACCAGCAACGAUCAGAAGCAAUUACUAAUGGAGGUGUAGCACAUUUUGAUAUUGGCGGUUUGGCUUCAAGAAUAAAUACCGAGGAAGGUUCAGCACUGGAUAGUAUCGAUAUAGCUGAUUCCACUUUUCCAUCAAGAAAUCCCUAUCGCGAUAGCAUGAACGAUGGCGACAACAACAACCAGGGCAAUAUGGAGACAUUACCUGCUAAAUACUACACUGGUGGUGGCAAAGGUAAAGGACGUGCUUUUGAUUAA